Molecule: messenger RNA, 14373 nt
Organism: Siniperca chuatsi (mandarin fish)
Lineage: Eukaryota; Metazoa; Chordata; Actinopteri; Centrarchiformes; Sinipercidae
Product: dynein axonemal heavy chain 2-like
Exons: 88
Coding region: 256-13578 (4440 amino acids)
Biological process (GO): microtubule-based movement
Cellular component (GO): dynein complex
Molecular function (GO): ATP binding; minus-end-directed microtubule motor activity; ATP hydrolysis activity
Source: RefSeq, a predicted model, not a curated record
ACAUACACACUCACACAGGUUUGACUGAAGGGAUGUAAAGGAACCUAUAAAAGAAAAGUAAUUGGCUAUAGCAAAGAAUUACUAUAGUUUAAUACUUUACCCGUAUACAUUUGUUGUAGCGGAAAAGUUAGAAUAAAUACCUGAACUUUUGCCGUUGUCCUGUAUUUCAGCUGGUGAGGACUUAACGUCUGCGCUUUAACGUUAACGUUACAUGAGAAAAAAGAAGAAAGCUUUGAGGCGGAAGCUUUGAAAGAAAUGGAAGAAGAAUACUCAAAGACCAUUCGUCUGUUAUUUAUCCGUUGUGUGGCUCUUUCUGGUGUAACUGAAGAGUUGUGGACAGAGGAGAAUAAGAGGGCAUUGGAUCGAUUCAUUGUGGACACCUCUAUCACAACCAUUGUGGUUUACGUGAACACCUAUGUCAGGCUGCGGGUGGAGUAUUCCAUGCCCUUACCGGGACAGGUGGUAGAGCAGCUGUGCUAUUUUAGCCGCAUCCCAGGUGCCAUAAUCACAGCAGAGACGUUCGAUGCUGCCGUACAGUUUGGCACAGUGCGGGGCGACCCUACCCAGAGGCUGCUUCAUGACAUUACCUGUUUGCAUGCCCCCCCAGUUGCCCUCAGCACCUACAGGGAGAGGAGCAUCAAGGACAACUAUACCAACAACAUGCACUGCUAUCUUGCCAGCCUCACAGAUGAUGUAUAUAAGAAGGUGGGCAACACAGUUCUAUACAUCCCAAUGGAAGGCCUACAGUGCAGCCCUGAGGAUGCCAGCAAGGACAAGAAGCUGGUACAGAGAAUGGAGACUGUUGUGAUCCACUGGACAGAUCAGAUCAAGGAGCUACUGAAUGCCCAAGGAAUAAUGAAGAUGAGGGACAACUGUGGCCCGCUGCAGGAGAUAACCUUCUGGAAGAGUCGCUCUGCCAAGCUGUUGGACAUCAGCCAGCAGCUGCAAAAGCCAGGGGUCAGGCACAUCCAGAACAUCCUGCAGCUCUUUAAGUCUCUUUAUGUACAGCGCUUCUGCAAACUGGCCAAGGAAAUACAGGAUUGCUCUCUGCAGGCCCAAUCAAACCUGUCCUACCUGUCCAUACUGAAGGAGCCCUGUGAAGAGCUUGCCCAGCUGAAACCUAGCGAAGUUGCUCCUAAGCUGCGACACAUUGUCAGUCUCAUUCGCAUUGUCUGGGUCAACUCUAUCCACUACAACACCAGUGAGAGGAUCACUGGUCUCUUCCGCAAGAUGAGUAAUGAGAUAAUCCGCCUGUGCUUCCAAAGCAUCUCUCUGGACAGGAUCUUUAAGGGCUACGUGUUAUCCAGCAAGCAAAACCUCAGCGACUGUAUCCAGUGCUGCCUGUCCUGGAAGGAAAUUUACCUGCACACCUCACAGAUUCACCACAAGUAUUCUCCAAAAGGCUGGGUCCUGGACCAAACAAGCUUUUUUGUGGAGGUUGAUGCUUAUAUUCAGAGGUUCAGAGACCUGCUUGAGGUAUGUGACUGUCAGCAUCAAUUUGCCCGUUGGGAAGAUGGUCAGCAGAGAGCCCUGCCAUGCCCAAGCGGUUGCCAGGGACCAGAGUUCACCCGCUCCCUCCUGGAGAUAGAAGGCAACUUUCACCGUGGCCUACAGAACCUGCACUCUGUUGACAAGGGCAUACUUGAUGUCGAGAACACCACAUGGUGCAAUGAAUUGAACAGGUUUCGUGCAUUGGUAAAGGAUCUGGAAAUGAUGAUGCAGAACCUGAUCAGUUCAGUGUUUAAGACGGUGAACACAGUGGAGGAAGGAGUUCGGCUUCUGGACAUUUUUAGGCCUAUGUCUACUCGAGAGGCCAUUAAGCGCACCAUAGAAGAGAAGGUGGAGGAAGUGUUCAAAAUCUUUAACAAGGAGAUCAAAAUGGUCAACAAGGAGCUGAAUCAGAGUACAAGGUCUUCUCCUGACCAUAUGCCACGGAUGGCAGGCCAGGCCCACUGGGUGAGGGCCCUCAGACAUCGCUUAAAGAGACCCAUGGAGCUGCUUCAGAAUGCCUACUUCAUGCCUGAGUCAUACAGCCGCAAGCAGCUAGUUUUCACCGAUGGCCAGAUGAUCCAGGUUUUGGAUGAGAUGGUGAGGAAGAACUUCAGCGAGUGGAGUCAGAACCUGGACGGACAGUACCUCAAGAGACUGGAGCAGCCACUCAUGGUGCGCUGCAAGGACAAGACCGCCAAGCUGGACAUCAACUUUGACAACAACCUGUUGAACCUGUUCUCUGAGAUCCAUUACUGGGAUCGACUAAAGUUUGAGAUCCCCCAGUGUGUGUCUGAUAUUUACCAAGACAGGGAGGACCUCAGAGGCCUGAGGGAGAGAUCACUGCUGCUGAUCAGGGACUAUAACAGAAUCCUUGGAUUGCUGACUCCUGACGAGUUGGGUCUGUUUCGGGAGCGAAUUCGUUUCAUGGAUAAGAAGAUUCAGCCGGGGCUGACUAAGCUCCUGUGGUUGUCUAAAGGAGCUUCUAAUGUCUUCAUCCGUGACUGUCUCUUGCACGUUGACAAGGUCCAGCUGAUGGUUGAUAGAUACAAAGUAUCCAAUCUAUCCAUUGCCAACCUCUGUCGCCAGAUGAGUGAAACAUUGCUGGUUAGACUGGAUGGAAAGACUGUGUACAGGAACCUGGAGUUUGAGGAUGACCAGAAAGCUCACCAGCAGAGCCAGCUCCAAAUACUGCGCUCAGCACACCAGGAUAUUGUUGAUAUCAUGACCCGCAUCCAUGACACCUUUUCUAAUGAUGGACCUGAGGUCCAGGAGCACUGGGUGACCUACACAGAGAAGGUGGACCACAUGGUACAGGAAGCUCUUAGGAGCAACAUCAAGCGCUCCAUGAAGAAGCUAUCCAGGGCCAUCAAUGGAGACAGCAAGACAUCGCCCAAUCCCUUGUUCAAAGUCCUGGUAGCACUGCACCAGGCAACUCCCCAAAACACACCAAAGGUCGAGUUCUCCCCGACGCUUGGAAAGCUUGCUCAGAUUGUGAACAUUAUGCCUCAGCUCAUCAACACCAUCUCAGAAUUCAAACGACUGCCUGUACUUCUCUCCUGCAAACAGUCAAAGGGGAAUCCCAUACACAUCAACAUAGAGCAAGACGAGGAGAUAAGGAAGAUUCAGGCUGCAGUUGCCACAGGGAUGACAGCCAAUGUCAGCCACCUGCAGGAAUAUCUUAAGACCUGGGACAAAUACAGGGAUAUCUGGGAGAUCAACAAGGACUCCUUUAUACAACGCUACCAGAGAUUAAACCAACCAGUCACUUAUUUUGAUGCAGAUAUACACAGGUACACAGAAAAGGCCAACAGUGUUCAACAGGAAGAGACUGUAUUGAACAUCCGGUUUAUCAUGCUGGACUGUUCACCACUCAAGUCCUCCUUGGUGCAGCACUGCAGUGAGUGGCAAACCAAGUUCACUCAGCUGCUCAGCCACAUGGCCACCACCCACCUAAAAGAACUUCAUACCUCACUGCAGGACAAUGUCAACAGGCUGAGACAACCCCCCCAGACACUGGCAGAGCUUGGUGAGAGCCUGAAACUCUUGGAGACUCUCAAGGGGGAUUUGGCAAAGACAGAGGCUCAGAUUCCUCUAAUCCAUGAUCAGUUUUCUAUACUGGACAAAUAUGAGGUCCCAGUGGAACAGGCUGUGCAGGAUAUGCGUGAGGUGCUGAAUGGGGAGUGGGUGUGGUUCCAGCAGGUGUUGAUUGACAGUGACAUCGUGAUGCAGAAGCACAAAGAGAAGUUUAAGAACAGCCUCAUCCUCUCCUCUGAGGAGUUCAAGAAGAAGAUCCAGACCACUGUGCUGGAGUUCAACAGCACAGGUCCAUUUGACAGUGCGCUGAGCACUGAGUUGGCCUUAAAGCAAACAGCAGAGCAUCGCAGCCAACUGGAGGCUCUAAAACAGGAAGAGAGCACCAUCCUUCAUGGACUGGGCUUCUUCAAAAUAGAGCAGACCCCCUCCAAAAGCAUCUGGACACUGGAGAAGGACAUAGACCACCUGCAACAGGUCUGGGAGAUCACACAGGAAUGGAAUGCCAAUUGGAACGUCUGGAAGGUUGGUCAAUUUGCUACACUGCGGACGGAGAGCAUGGAGAGCACAGCACAGGACAUGUUUAAAAAACUCCACAAACUCCAGAGAGAACUAAAGGAUAAGGAGUGGGACAUAGUAGAUUUCUCCAAAAACAAGAUUGACCAGUUCAAGCGGAUCAUCCCUCUCAUUGCUGAUCUGAGGAACCCAGCCAUGAGAGACAGGCAUUGGAAGCAGAUCUGCAAAGACCUGCAGUGCUCUUUUGACCAUACCAGCACUGAAUUCACCCUGGAGAACAUCAUAUCUCUGGGCUUUGACAAGUAUGCUGACAAGAUCUGUGAGAUCUCUGGAGCCGCCAGCAAGGAACUCUCCAUAGAAAAGGGUCUGGAGGACAUUACGAAAACAUGGGAGGAAACGUUCCUGGACAUAGAACCUUACAAAGAUGAAGGCCACUACCGGCUCAGGGGCACAGAAGAGGUUUUCCAGGCCCUGGAGGACAACCAGGUUGUUCUGUCCACAAUGAAAGCUUCUCGGUUUGUCAAAGCCUUUGAGCAGGAGGUGGAAUGCUGGGAACGCCGGCUGUCCCAGGUUCUGGAAGUCAUUGAGAUGAUCCUCACUGUGCAACGUCAGUGGAUUUACCUGGAGAACAUUUUCCAAGGAAAGGACAUCAGGGAGCAGCUGCCUUGUGAGUGCAAGGAGUUUGAAGACAUUAGUUCUAGUUGGAAGACCAUCAUGGGCCGACUCCACAAGGAUAACAACGCCUUGCAGGGAACACACCACCCCGGCUUGCCGGAGAAGCUGUCAGAGAUGAGUGCCAAGCUGGAGGAGAUCCAGAAGGCCCUGGACAUGUACCUGGAGACCAAGAGGCAGAGCUUCCCAAGAUUCUACUUCCUGUCCAAUGAUGAUGUGCUGGAGAUCCUAGGGCAGUCACAGAACCCACAAGCCAUGCAGCCCCACCUGAAGAAGUGUUUCGACAACAUCAAGAGCCUGCACAUUGAAAAGGAUGGCAGCAAGUCAGAUGCCGUCGGGAUGUUCUCUGCUGAUGGGGAGUAUAUUGCGUUCACCCAGCCAGUGCAACUGGACAAACCCGUGGAGGUUUGGCUGUGUGACGUUGAGAAGACCAUGCGUAUUACACUAAAGGAGUGUCUGAAAGACUGCCUUUUAGCUCUGAAGAAGAUGACAGCACAGAGAGUCAAAUGGGUCAGAGAUUGGCCAGGACAGAUGCUAAUCACAGCCAGUCAGAUCCAGUGGACCACUGAUGUCACUAAAUCUCUCAUUACCAGCAAGGAGAGAGCUGAUAAGUCCUCCCUUAAGUCCAUGAAGAAGAAACAGGUCUCCAUGCUUCAUUGCUAUUCAGAGACCAUCCGUGGCAACCUGUCCAAAGUCCUACGUCUGAAGAUUGUAGCGCUGGUCACAGUGGAGGUUCAUGCUCGGGAUGUCAUUGAUAAGCUGGCCAAGGCAGGCUGCAAUGACAUCAAUGCUUUUGAGUGGCUCUGUCAACUGCGACUAUACUGGGAAAAGGAUGUGAGUGAUUGCAUAAUCCGACAGACCAACACACAUUUCAUUUAUGGCUACGAAUACCUGGGCAACUCUGGACGGCUCGUCAUCACUCCACUUACUGACAGAUGUUACAUGACCCUGACCACUGCACUCCAUCUCCAUCGGGGGGGCUCUCCUAAAGGCCCAGCUGGUACUGGGAAGACAGAGACAGUAAAGGACUUAGGCAAAGCUCUAGGCAUGUACGUCAUUGUAGUCAACUGCUCUGAAGGGCUAGACUACAAAUCCAUGGGACGCAUGUACUCUGGCCUGGCACAGACAGGAGCAUGGGGGUGCUUCGAUGAGUUCAACCGUAUCAACAUAGAGGUGUUGUCGGUAGUGGCCCAGCAGAUCCUCUCUAUCCUGUCCGCCCUCUCAGCUGGACAAUCCAAGUUCUAUUUUGACGGACAGCACAUACGCCUGGUCUGGUCAUGUGGCAUCUUUAUCACCAUGAAUCCCGGUUACGCUGGUCGUACUGAGCUUCCAGACAACCUCAAGUCCAUGUUCAGACCUAUCUCCAUGGUGGUGCCAGACUCUACUCUAAUCGCUGAGAUCAUAUUGUUUGGAGAGGGCUUCAACAACUGUAAGCUCCUGGCUAAGAAAGUGUUCACCCUGUACUCCCUGGCAGUGCAGCAGCUGUCUAAACAGGACCACUAUGAUUUUGGCCUGCGUGCUCUCACCUCCUUGCUUCGCUAUGCCGGAAAGAAGCGCCGCUCUUGCACCAACGUUCCUGAUGAAGAAAUCCUGCUAAUGGCUAUGAAGGACAUGAACAUUGCUAAGCUGACCUCUACUGAUGUGCCACUGUUCAAUGGUAUCACCCAGGAUUUGUUCCCUGCUGUGGAAACACCCAUUAUAGACUAUGGCAAGUUGAAGGAGGCUAUAGAGGUGGAGCUUCGUCAGAGCGGUUUGCAGGUGAUUCCUUUUACUAUAACCAAAGUCAUCCAACUUUAUGAGACCAAAAACUCUCGACACUCUUCCAUGCUGGUUGGCAAGACAGGCAGCGCUAAGAGCGUUACCUGGAGGACCCUGCAGAGUGCCCUCACUGCCCUGCACAAUGAGGGAGUGCCUGGCUUCCAGCUGGUCCAGGAGUAUCCCCUGAACCCCAAGGCAAUGAGUCUGGGAGAGCUGUAUGGAGAAAAUGACCUCUCCACCAAUGAGUGGACUGACGGAGUGCUGUCUUCCCUCAUGAGAUCAGCCUGCGCAGAUGAGAAACCAGAUGAAAAGUGGGUUGUGUUUGACGGGCCUGUUGACACUCUGUGGAUAGAGAGUAUGAACUCUGUUAUGGAUGACAACAAGGUGCUCACACUUAUCAAUGGAGAGAGAAUCUCCAUGCCUGAACAGGUGUCUCUGCUGUUUGAAGUUGAGAACCUGGCAAUGGCCUCUCCAGCUACAGUGUCUCGCUGUGGGAUGGUCUACAACGAUUAUACCGAUCUGGGCUGGAAGCCUUUUGUUCAGUCCUGGAUGGACAAGCGACCCAAGGCUGAAGUGGACCAUUUAAAGCGUUUGUUUGAGAAAUAUAUAGAGAGCACACUGAACUUUAAGAAGAGCAAUUGUAAGGAGCUGAUUCCCAUCACUGAGCUUAAUGGAGCAACCUCUCUCUGCUGCCUCUAUGACUCCCUGGCCACAUCCAGCAACGGGGUGCAUUCUUCAGACACAGAAAACUUGGGUAGGAUGGUGGAGCUCUGGUUCAUCUUCAGCCUUAUCUGGUCCAUCUGUGCCUCUGUUGACGAGGAUGGACGCAAGAAGAUGGACAACUUCCUACGAGAGAUGGAGGGCACCUUCCCCAUCAAGGACACGGUCUAUGAGUACUAUGUGGACACUAAGAACAAAACCUGGGCUUCUUUUGAAGAUAUGCUGCCAAAGGGCUGGCACUACAAUGCCAAUGCUCCAUUCUAUAAGAUUAUGGUUCCUACCGUGGAUACAGUUCGCUACAACUUCCUGGUUAAGGCUCUGGUUCUGGGUCGGUACCCAGUGCUGCUCACCGGACCAGUGGGCACUGGUAAAACCUCAGUGGCCCAGAGCGUCCUGCAGGGCUUGGAUAACAAGUGGACUGCCCUCACUGUCAACAUGUCUUCACAGACCACCUCUAAUAACAUCCAGGCCAUCGUGGAGAGCCGCAUAGAGAAGAGAACCAAAAGCGUGUUUGUGCCAGCAGGUGGGAAGCGCCUGCUGUGCUUCCUGGACGACCUCAACAUGCCAGCCCAUGACCUCUUUGGCUCCCAGCCACCGCUGGAACUGCUGCGCCUCUGGAUCGACUAUGGCUUCUGGUAUGACCGCCAGAAACAGACCCUAAAGUUUGUCAAGGACAUGUUCUUGUUGGCAUCCAUGGGGCCCCCUGGUGGAGGGAGGACUCACAUCUCUGGCCGCUUAAAGAGUCGAUUCAACCUCAUCAAUAUGACCUUCCCUAAUGAGUCCCAGAUCAGGUGUAUCUACAGUACCAUGAUCGACCAAAAGCUACAGGGUUUUAAGGAGGAGGUGAAGCCCAUUGGAGAGAUUCUGACUCAGGCCACCUUAGAACUGUAUUAUGAUGUUUCAGCUCGUUUUCUUCCCACUCCAGCCAAGAUACACUACCUCUUCAACCUCAGGGAUAUCUCCAAGGUGUUUCAGGGUCUGCUAAGAGCUCACCCAGACUUCCAUGAUACCAAGAACAACAUUACUAGACUGUGGAUCCAUGAGUGCUUCAGGGUUUUCUCAGACCGGCUUGUAGAUCACAGUGACAUGGAGGCCUUUGUUGCUUUGCUGGGGGAGAAACUGGGCUCACUCUUUGACCUCACGUUUCACAGCAUCUGCCCCAACAAACAACCUCCAAUAUUUGGUGAUUUCCUGAGUGAGUCUUGUGUGUAUGAGGACCUACUGGACAUGAAGGUUCUCAAGAAGUUCAUGGAAACCCAGCUGGAGGACUACAACUUGACACCAGGCGUAGUGCCCAUGAGCCUGGUGCUCUUCCGAGACGCCAUCGAGCACAUAACCCGUGCAGUACGUGUGAUCAGUCAGCUCAGGGGCAACAUGCUGCUGGUAGGUGUUGGGGGCUCUGGUAGACAGAGCCUGUCUAAGAUGGCCGCCUCCAUCUGUGAGUACCAGGUAUUCCAGGUGGAAGUCACCAAGCAGUAUCGCAAACAGGAAUUUAGAGAAGAUAUCAAGAAGCUGUACCGUUUGACUGGUGUGGACAACAAACCCACAGUCUUCCUGUUCACUGACACUCAGAUCGUAGACGAAUCCUUCCUUGAGGACAUCAAUAACAUCCUGAGCUCUGGAGAGGUGCCUAACCUCUACAAACAGGAUGAGUUUGUUGAGGUAUGCAAUGCUCUGUCACAGUCUGCCAGGAAAGACAAUGUGGCAGAGACUCCUGACUCCUUGUUCAGCUACCUGAUAGAGCGAGUCAGGGACAACCUGCACAUAGUUCUCUGUAUGAGCCCAGUGGGAGAGCCCUUCAGAAACCGCAUUCUCCAGUACCCAGCACUCGUCAACUGCACCUCCAUUGACUGGUUCUGUGAGUGGCCCAAAGAUGCCCUGCUGGAGGUAGCUGAGAGGUACUUGGAUGGACUGGAGCUGGGCUCCUUGAAGGGGAUCCAGACAAAGGUUGCCAGUAUCUUUGUGACCACACACCAGUCGGUUGCACAGGUCUCCCAAAGGAUGAAGUUGGCGCUGAAGAGACAUAAUUAUGUGACACCCACCAACUACCUGGAGCUAGUGUCUGGAUAUAAGAAGCUGUUGGCAGAGAAACACAGUGAAUUGGGGGAGCAGGUGAGCAAGCUGCGUAAUGGCCUUUUCAAGAUCAGUGACACAAGGGAGAAGGUGGAGGCCAUGUCUGUAGAGCUGGAGGAGGCCAAGAAGCAGGUGGCCGAGUUCCAGAAACAGUGUGACGAGUACUUGUCCGUCAUUGUACAGCAGAAGAUAGAGGCUGACAAGCAGCAGAAGGCGGUGAGUGCUAAUAGUGAGAAAAUUGGGGCAGAAGAGUUACAGUGUAAAGCCAUGGCUGAAAAUGCACAGAGAGACCUGGAUGAGGCCCUGCCUGCCCUGGAAGAGGCCAUGAAGGCUCUGGAGUCUCUGAAUAAGAAGGACAUGACAGAGAUCAAGUCGUAUGGCCGUCCCCCAGCACUGGUAGAGACAGUGAUGCAGGCUGUCAUGACCCUUCAGGGCAAAGAGCCUACCUGGGCAGAGGCCAAGAGACAGCUGGGUGAGUCCAACUUCAUCAAAACAUUAGUUAACUUUGAUAAGGACAAUAUAUCGGACCGUGUGUUGAAGAAGAUCGGCCAGUACUGCAGACUGGUAGACUUCCAGCCAGAGAUCAUCGGCAAAGUAUCACUGGCUGCCAAGUCCCUCUGCAUGUGGGUCAGAGCCAUGGAGGUUUAUGGCCGUAUCUACAGGGUGGUGGAGCCAAAGCGGAUCCAACUGAACGCUGCCAUGGCCCAGCUAGCAGAGAAACAGGCUGCACUGGCUGAUGCCCAGAACAAACUACGAGAGGUGGCAGAGGAGCUCGACCAGCUGAAAAAGCAGCAUGGUGAGAAGCUGGCCACGAAGGAGAGUUUGAGGAAGAAAUCAGAUGAGAUGGAGGUGAAACUAGACCGAGCUGACAAGCUGGUGACUGGACUUGCUGGAGAAAGGGUCCGCUGGGAGGAGAGAGUUGCUGGUCUUGAGGAAAACAUGGGAUACCUGGUAGGAGACUGUUUGCUUGCAGCAUCUUUCCUGUCCUACAUGGGACCUUUCCUUUCCAACUAUAGAGACGAGCUGCUUGACAUCUGGAUGAAGGAGGUACGGGACUUAGAGAUCCCAUGCACACCGGGGUUCAGUUUUGCAGUUUUUCUGUCCAAGCCUACAUCAGUGAGGGACUGGAACAUUCAGGGCCUGCCCUCUGAUGCAUUCUCUACUGAGAAUGGAGUUAUCGUCACCCGUGGAAACCGAUGGCCGCUGAUGGUGGACCCUCAAGGCCAAGCUCUGAAGUGGAUCAAGAAUAUGGAGAUGAAGAGAGGUCUGAAAGUAAUUGACUUUCAAAUGCCAGACUAUCUGCGGGUGCUGGAGAACGCCAUCCAGUUUGGGAAUCCUGUUUUGCUGCAGAAUGUCCAGGAGGAGUUGGACCCCUCUCUCAACCCAGUUCUUAACAAGUCCCUGACACGGAUAGGCGGCAGGCUGCUGUUGAAGCUGGGUGAUAAGGAGGUGGAGUACAGUCCAGAGUUUCGUUUCUACAUCACCACCAAGCUGUCCAACCCCCACUACACACCAGAGAUUUCUACAAAGACCACCAUAGUCAACUUCGCUGUCAAGGAGCAGGGUCUGGAAGCCCAACUACUGGGAAUUGUGGUGCGUAAGGAGCGUCCAGAGCUAGAAGAACAGAAGGACUCUUUGGUGAUCAGCAUUGCUUCUGGAAAGAGAAGCCUGCAGGAGCUGGAGGAUGAGAUCCUCAGGCUGCUGAAUGAGGCAACUGGCUCACUGCUGGACGAUGUGCAGCUGGUGAACACCCUGCAGACAUCCAAAUUCACAGCCACUGAGGUUUCCGAGCAGCUGGAGAGCAGUGAACAGACUGAGAUUAAGAUCGACUCUGCUAGAGAGGCCUAUCGCCCAUGUGCCCAGCGAGCUUCCAUUCUCUUCUUCAUUCUAAACGACAUGGGCCGCAUUGACCCAAUGUACCAGUUCUCACUGGAUGCCUACAUUAACCUGUUCAACCUCAGUAUAGAAAAGAGCAAGCGCAGCCACAAGCUGGAGGAAAGGAUCACCAACCUCAAUGACUACCACACAUACGCAGUAUACAGGUACACAUGUCGUGGUCUGUUUGAGGUCCACAAGCUGCUCUUCAGCUUCCAAAUGUGUGUCAAAAUCCUGGAGGUGGCUGGAAAACUCAACAUGGAUGAGUACAGCUUCUUCCUCCGAGGAGGACUCGUACUUGAUAAGGAGGAUCAGAUGGACAACCCCUGUACCACUUGGCUAGCAGACUCCAGCUGGGACAACAUCACAGAGCUGGAUAAGCUGCCCAACUUCCAUGGCAUCAUGGCCUCAUUUGAACAGUACGCCAGAGACUGGAACCUUUGGUUCACCAGCACUGAGCCAGAGAAUGCCACACUACCAGGUGAUUGGGAGAAUAAUUGUAAUGAGCUCCAGAAGAUGCUGAUAGUACGCUCCCUGCGUCAGGACCGUGUCUCCUUGUGCGUCACCUCCUUUAUUGUUAACAACCUCGGCUCUCGCUUUGUGGAGCCGCCUGUUCUCGAUAUGAAGGCUGUUGUGGAGGAAUCCACCUGCAGGACUCCUCUGAUCUUUGUUCUGUCUCCUGGGGUGGACCCCACAGGAGCCCUGCUGCAGCUGGCUGAGGCCUCUGGCAUGAGCAAGCACUUCCACGCUCUCUCUCUGGGCCAGGGACAGGCCCCCAUCGCCAAGCACAUGAUAGAGGAGGGCGUCAAGAACGGUCACUGGGUGUUCCUUGCUAACUGCCACCUCUCUCUCUCAUGGAUGCCUGAGCUGGACAAGUUGGUUGAGCAGCUACAGGUGCAGACGCCCCAUUCAAACUUCAGACUCUGGCUCAGCUCUUCGCCACACCCCGAAUUUCCCAUUACCAUCCUGCAGGCUGGCAUCAAGAUGACUACUGAACCACCAAAGGGUGUAAAAGCCAACAUGAAGCGUCUGUACCAGCUGGUGACGGAGGCUCAGUUCAACCGCUGCUCAAGACCCAUCUUCUACAGGAAGCUGCUCUUCUCCCUCUGCUUUUUUCAUAGCAUCCUGUUGGAGAGGAAGAAGUUUUUACAGCUGGGCUGGAAUAUUGUCUAUGGCUUCAACGAUGCUGACUUUGAGGUGAGUGAGAGUCUGCUGAGUCUGUACCUGGAUGAGUAUGAGGAGAUUCCCUGGGAUGCACUGAAGUACCUCAUUGCUGGGGUCAACUAUGGAGGUCAUGUCACAGAUGACUGGGACAGACGUCUUCUAACCACAUAUAUAAAUGACUACUUCUGUGACGCUGCCAUAAACCAGCCCUUCUUCAGGUUGUCCUCCUUAACCUCCUAUUACAUCCCCCGUGAUGGUCCCCAGUCCUCAUACAAGGAAUAUAUCACAAUGCUGCCGCCCACAGAGCACCCUGAGGUGUUUGGCCAGCACUCUAAUGCUGACAUUGCUAGCCAGAUCGCUGAGACCAGGACGCUGUUUGACACCCUGCUCUCCCUGCAGCCCCAGGUCACCAGUCCCUCUGCUGAGGGGGCCAGGCCCAGUAGAGAAGAUAAGGUAUUAGAGCUGUUGGCAGACGUUCGUGGGAAGAUCCCAGCAUUGAUUGACUACGAGGGCACCAGGUCCCUCCUCCAUGACAACCCUUCACCUCUUAAUGUGGUCCUGCUGCAAGAGAUCCAGAGAUACAACUCUCUGCUGGACACCAUCAUUUUGUCCCUGGUGGAGCUGGAGAAAGGGAUCAAAGGCUUAGUGGUGAUGUCAUCCAGUUUGGAGGAGACCUUCCACUGCAUCUAUGACGCCCGUGUACCACCACUGUGGGAGAAGGCAUACCCCUCACUGAAGCCCCUGGCAGCAUGGACCAGGGAUCUUUGCCAGCGAGUCAAUCAGUUUGCAAGCUGGGCAGAGACGGCCCAGCCCCCCAACUUGUUCUGGCUCGCCAGCUUCACCUUUCCCAACGGUUUCCUCACCGCUGUGCUGCAGUCCUCUGCUCGACAACACAACAUAUCAGUGGACACGUUGUCUUGGGAGUUUACAGUGUCCACCGUAGAUGACAGCAACCUCCUUUACCCACCCAAGGAUGGAGUAUUUGUCCGAGGUUUGUACGUGGAGGGAGCUGGUUGGGACAAGAAGAAUUCCUGUCUGGUGGAAGCUGAACCCAUGCAGAUGGUCUGUCCCAUCCCCACCAUCCACUUCAAACCUGUGGAAAACCGCAAGAAAAUGGCAAAGAAUAUGUACCUGUGUCCAUGUUAUUACUUCCCGGUGCGUUCGGGCGGGGCAGGCCGAGCAUCUUUUGUGGUUGGUGUAGAACUCAAAUCCGGGGCUGUGACCCCAGAUCACUGGAUCAAGAGAGGGACUGCUCUUCUCCUGAGUCUGGACAACUAAAGGCCUUAACAAACACACACACACACACACACACACACACACACACACACACACAUUGACUCUGACACUUUGUUUUUACUGAUGUUUAUUAUUUAUUGUUUAGCUGUUUAUUACUGAAUAUGCUGUUUAUGAAAUUUGAUAUUAUCCUUAUUUGUGACCUUCAAGCUUUAAAGGCCACAAGGUUACAAUAGACAGCAAAUGACAUUUUAAAUUUCAACACUGUGUUACUUCCCUAAUGUAUUGCAUUCUAUAAAGCCGGUUUUCACACCUGGGGCUUAACAAUAAAUGGACUGACUCAUUCUUUGACACUUUGAAGUUGGUCUGACACAAUUCUGGUAAGCUCUCUUUCUCUUCUCUUUCUUUUUUGUCUGCUUUCUUCACUGUCAGCCGGCCGAUUAUUCACUCCUCUUUACAGACCUGCAUCAGUCUUUCCAUGCUGACCCCCUUUUAACCUGCUCAAACAUAGACACUUACACACCGACAGCCACACUCACACGCAUACACAGGGUAUAGUCUCCUUCUUAGAAGUGUUGUGUUUUACUGGAAACUUGCUCUUUGCAACAUCUGGAUCAAGUGACUGUCUGGUCAUGUAAGUGUCCGUUGUGCUCAUUGAAUUACUUGGUAAAUUAAUGAGCUGUUAUGCAUUGUCAUCUAUUUUGUGUUAACAUAAAAGAAUUGACAAAGCACUUGCGUGAAGACAGUCCUGGGCUAUAAAAAAUAUGUGCUAAAUAACAUUGGAAAUGAGUGCUUCAGUUUUGGAAUACAUUAAAUUUACAAUAUUUUUAUGAAUCAUUA